Molecule: messenger RNA, 1170 nt
Organism: Lycium barbarum (goji berry)
Lineage: Eukaryota; Viridiplantae; Streptophyta; Magnoliopsida; Solanales; Solanaceae
Exons: 1
Coding region: 1-1170 (389 amino acids)
Source: RefSeq, a predicted model, not a curated record
AUGCAGUCUAUUGUUUGUAUUGUUAUCUAUUUAAAGGCUACAACACCAAUCAAGGUGGGGGUGUUUUCAACUGUUGGGUUUAAGAGUUGGCAGAAAAAAAAGGAUCUUGGAAAACAUAUUGGUCUACCGAACAACCCACAUAACCAGUCAAAAAAUAAAUGUCAAGAUUUAUUGCGGGUACAACAGUCUAUUCAUUUUGCACUUGAGAUGCAAUUUAGUCAAUUUAAGCAUGCAUAUGUGGUCCGCUUAAGUGCUUCCGUUGAUGUAGUAAGACUUCUUAUAACUCAAGGAUUGGCAUUUCGAGGUCAUGAUGAAUCUAAAUCAUCACUUAGUAGGGGUAAUUUUCUUCAAAUUCUCUCAUGGUAUGCGAAAAAGUGUGAUAAUAUUCGUGAUUAUGUACUGGAACAUGCUCCUCAAAAUGAUCAAAUGACUUCUCCAAUGAUUCAAAAAAAUAUUGUGAGUGCUUGUAAGAUAGAAACAAUUAAAGCUAUUCUUGAGGAAUUAAAUGGUGACUACUUUUCUUUACUAGUUGAUGAGUCUUUUGAUGUGUCACGCAAGGAGAAAAUGGCUAUUGUCGUACGAUAUAUUGAUAGAAAUGGAUUUGUGAUGGAGCAGCUUCUUGACAUUGUUCAUGUUCAAGAUACUAGUGCUUUAUCUCUAAAGAGGGCAAUUGUUAAUUUACUUGCUCAACAUUCCUUAAGUCUAUCAUAUGUGCGUGGACAAUGUUACGAUGGGGCAAGCAAUAUUCAACGUGAGAUCAAUGGCCUUAAAAUGUUGAUUAGGCAAGAAAGUAGAUCAGCCCAUUCCAUUCAUUGUUUUGCUCAUCAACUUCAACUAACUCUUGUUGCGGUCUCGAAAAAAUGUAUUGAAGUGGGAAAACUUGUAGUGUUGGUUUCAAAUAUUUUGAAUGUAUUGGGAUCUUCUUUUAAGUGUAUGGAUGAAUUUCGAGAUUCUCAAAAAGAAAGAAUUCAAGAGGCAUUAGAUUUGGGUGAGCUUACAACCGGUAGUGGCUUGAAUCAAGAACUUGGUCUUUCAAGAGCUUGUGAUACGCGUUGGGGAUCUCAUUUUAAAUAUUUCAACAAUUUAUUCUUAUGUUUGGCUCUAUUCUUAAUGUUCUUGAAUCACUUGUUCUUUAUGCAUGAUUAUUGGAUGAAAGAGCCAAGGCAAUAG